This is a messenger RNA of Paramuricea clavata, 5722 nucleotides long. The record is from the annotation of a GenBank genome assembly. NCBI's taxonomy places the organism in Eukaryota, Metazoa, Cnidaria, Anthozoa, Malacalcyonacea, Plexauridae.
AUGGGGGUCGUUUGUUUUAAUAAUGGCGGUGGUACUGUACUGAUUUUAGCAAUGAUUAUCAUCACAAAUGUUGCAGGUAAAGUCUGGUAGUUUUAUUAAUCAAUUCAUUGUUUCAAUUGCGCAUUAGAUUGUGCCAGGAUUAUAAAUUGUACCCGAGACAAACAGAUACAGAUGGACAGGUUUCGAGGCAAGAAUUAGCCUGAAUUUAGAGUCUGCUGUGCUUGGGUGGUACAAUAUAAUAGUGGCUAGAGCAGGCACCUUUCACCUAUUACACGCUUCGGGCUUUAUAGAUUCUGUGCGCAUCCUCUCCAAAUGGCACGUACAACUCUUUGAAAAGUGCUUAAAUUGAAAAACCAAUUUCAAGGGCUCGAAAAUCAUUCCUGAGGUUGCGUUACAGCGCACAACAUAUACACGUGCGAUUUCAUAUACAGGUGCGAUUUCAGCUCCGAAGAAAUAAAUGCCACGUGUAAGCUAAGCUUUUACUAAUUUAACGUUUUCCUCACAUUAACAGGUGAACAUCAUCUCCAAGACAAAAACAGGUACUGUUUCUAUUUACUUUUUCCAUUUGAUAUUUCUUCCAAAUUAAUAUUUAUUCUAACCAGACUCGCUGGGAAACACAUAGUCUAGUUUAAAAUCAAAUUUUUAACCUGAAUCGCUUUUCUGAUAGAAAACACAUUAUUUCCCGUAUAAAGACAAGAACGAUUACGUUAACGAGUUGUCUUGCUGUAGACAACGAACAAGUUUUUUUCGGUCAAUUUUUCCUUAACAAGUUUUACGAGCCCGCGCUAUUUGAGUAAGCAAACAAUUUCGUAAUAAUUUUUGUUUAAAGUUGCUUCCAACAAAGUUAUGAACAACUGAAGCCAACUUUAAAAGCGAAUUUCAAAAUAAUUUACCGUAAUAGAAUAUUUACUCUAAAAGAUGACGGUUAAACGCAUGUCAAAUAACAGAUUUCUUUUUAGGUUCAUUCCAUUCUACUUUAAUUUUACUCUACCUUUCUUUUGUGACAUCAGCUAUAACCAUCGUCUCGCAACAUUGAAUCUACUACCUUUGUGUUACUGGCACGAGUAGGCUACCUAGACAUAUUGUUCCUUUUCAAAUCACAUCAUGACAUCAUUAACCUAAGCAGCGACAUGCUACCAUACCCUCAUGAUGCAAGUCAACGUACCCGAUCUACAAACCCUAACUGCCUACAAUUUCAAACUUCAGCAUGUAAAACAUCCACCUAUCAAAAAUCCUAUCUAAUAAGGACUACUAGAGUCUGGAACACAUUGCCAAGGGUUUUAGUUUCUGUUAAUGGCAUGGCAACCUUAAAGGAGUUUAAAAAUAAGUUAUAUAUCUAUCAUAAAACAGCAUUAGAUAAAUGUUAUAACGUUGACGAUUCACGAACAUGGAAAUCGGUUUGCUUAAAAUGCAAUCAAGCUCGCGACCUUACAAGGCCGAUAACGUGUUGUUUUUAGAUUUUAAUAGUUUUCAGAAGUAUAGCUUUUCGCAUUGGUAUCUAUGGGGCCUAUCGGGGUUUUGCUGAAGGUUUGGGAUUGUGAGGGUUAAACGUUAAUAAAUUAAGUUAAAUUAAAUUAAUUUACGAUUACAGAAUACUUACUGUAAAAAAUAACGGUACAUUGAUAGGUGGAAAAAGGGGCCAGGGACCCCUGGUUAUUUCUCCACCUAACAGAGACUGGUUAUUUUAAUAAGAACGUCCUGGUGUACUUUUUGGAUGAUCCUAGAUCCAAAGCUGUUUUAAGCAACAUCGUUCUCUCUUUAGUUCAUGUAUACCAGCAAAAGAUGAACCUGUGUAUACCACACAUGGUGACUGUUAUCCUUUAAUCAAACUGGACAACCCAUUUUGUGAACAUUAUGGGUUCAAACUUGAUAAAUACGUCAAGGCGCCGGAGAAUGACCAACAGAUUAUGAAUAACCAAUUGUGGGAGGUACAGGAACAAUUCGAGCAAAUAAAAGCUAAAGGUCAAAAUAUUUCAACAUCACACGAAUGCACUGACCAAGUUCGUUUUCCUGGCUGCUACUAUGCAUUUCCAGGCUGCGAUCGCAGCACAAGUGUGCUUAAACCAAAGAAAAUUUGCAAGGAGUCGUGUCUCCAUUUUACAAAGGAAUGCAGUGCGUUUGUGAAGAUGUGGAACGAUAUUUUCGAACCCACACUGUUGGGAGGGGAUCCAAUUGCUGCAGCUGUAUUCAAUUGUACGGGAAAACCAUCAAGAAAUGCUGGGGACUCUCCUGAGUGUAUGUAUUAUGAUAGGAAAGAAAGUUUGGAAAAGGAAGGUAAGUUUGGUCGGUCAGUUGGUCGUUGGCGUAUCCGGCGCGCUAGGGGGCAGGCGUUCGGUCCGACGGUCAGACCAUAGGCAGCCCAAUGUUAUGGUUGCCUGCCUGCGCGCGGGCGAGGCAUUGUAUAGUUGUAUUAUUUCCUAAGGUAGGCAAAUUCAAUCAAACUAACGAUACAUAUACUUUCAAACAAUCCAAAAUACUUCAAAUAUCUUUACAUCUACGCUAAACUAAUCACGGAAAUAAAAUCUACGAUACUUUUACUAUAUACUAACAAUAUUUUAACGUACAAAACAAAUUUGUAAUGCGAGAAAAAAACGAAAAGUUUUUGCAUUUUUUUUCAAUUCUUGAAUGAGACGAUGCUGGAUUCGCGCUCGACGUUUUUGAUGGCGUUUCAAAUGACGAAUUUCUAAUCUCAUUGGCUGUCUUUUUCUACGUUUUAAAACCGUAAAAAUGACAACCAAUGAGAUUAGAAAUUCGUCAUUUGAAACGCCAUCAAAAACGUCGAGCGCGAAUCCAGCAUCGUCUCAUUCAAGAAUUGAAAAAAAAUGCAAAAACUUUUCUUAUUUUUCUCGCAUUACAAAUUUGUUUUGUACGUUAAAAUAUUGUUAGUAUAUAGUAAACGUAUCGUAGAUUUUAUUUCCGUGAUUAGUUUAGCGUAGAUGUAAAGAUAUUUGAAGUAUUUUCGAUUGUUUGAAAGUAUAUGUAUCGUUAGUUUGAUUGAAUUUGCCUACCUUAGGAAAUAAUACAACUAUACAAUGCCUCGCCCGCGCGCAGGCAGGCAACCAUAACAUUGGGCUGCCUAUGGUCAGACGGUUGGUUUGUCAGUCUUCAUUAAGGUGAUUCAUCAGUAAUUGUUCUGGAAGUGAGAAUUUGCUGAAACUUCCCAGGGGUGAAGUUUAUGAUAUACUCGUAGUAAAAACAGGAAAAAAGUUCGGACUCGUUUGGAAGACAUGAGAUGUGCAAUAUGCCACCUUUUUCCCAAUAUGGCGCCAUCUUCACCCUUUUACGAGCUACAGCUCUGGAGUUCCAGGAACAAUCCAAUGCAAUUUGAGGGCCACAGGUUUUUCAGUUAUAUUGCUGUCAUGUGUUUUUACCCUCAUUAAAUAAAGUUGUUCAUUCAUUCAUUCAUUCAUUCAUUCAUUCAAUCCCACUAGACGUUUCUGGUAAUUACGUCACAACUACACUGUUUCAACUUAGGACCACCUUAAAUGGAAUAGAUUUGAAGUUUGUUUCUCACUGGCUAUGGUCAAAGAAGCAGAACAUCCUUCGUCAACACAUGCAUAAAAAGAAUUUUGGAUUUUGAGUAUUAAAUGUGGAAAUAAGCUUAAACACGAAAACGAGGCUGAGGGCCAUGGCCCCUCAAUCUGUUUUUCAGUCUGAUUACUAUUUUUUCUUGUAGAUUGUCUGUACUUAAACGGCAGCAGUUACCAUGGCAACAUUUCAGUGACAGCCUCGGGUAUUCCGUGUCAAUCAUGGACAGAGCAAUGUCCACAUCGUCAUACCAUGAACAAUACAUAUCCAGAACUAAAUAACGCUAAGAAUUAUUGUCGAAAUCCUCAGAACUCUGGACAACGACCUUGGUGUUUUACUACAGAUAGGAACAAGAGAUGGGAGUACUGUGAUAUCCCUAAAUGUAUACCAGGUAGAGAGUAAUAUUGUACUGUGAUAUCCCUAAAUGUAUACCAUUUUUACACCGGCCUUCGGUGACGCGAUCGCCUGAGCAAGUGCCUUUCAUCUCUGAGAUCGUGGGUUCGAUUUUCACUUGUGUAAAUGAGUCAACGCUCUACUGAAAGUCGUGGAUUUUCUCCGGAUACUUCAUGCACAAGAAAUGUUUAUAGGGUGGGUUAGGAUAAGCCCCAAACAGACCUUGACCCUGUGCCCCGUGGUCAAACAUGACUCAUAAGGUGGCUGCCAGAGGUGCCCUUAGAAAGCCUUCGACUGGAUCAGGUUUAGCUGAGUCCUUCGUAAUUCAGCUUAACUCUCAGCUGCAUGUAAGGAUGAUUAUGUCACUUACUUAUUUUACAAAUAAAAACCCCCCAACAAAUUACAGCUCAGGCACUUUUAUCAGGUCGGACGGAGACUCAGAGAAGUAAUUAUUUUAUGUGGCCUUAAAGGCUACGUUCAUACAAGACCGGCCGAAAUCGGAAACCCAAACAAUUUUUUGUAAAAAGUCCAUUUAUUUUUCAGCCUACAGUCAAUCUGGCAACUUUACUUUGAAGUAUUUGUAAAACAUGAUAAGAGAAUUCUGAGUCAAUACUGAUCCUCCUCAUAUAGUGCAACAAUGGUUGAGAUUUGAUAAUAUCAAUGCUCCAGCAACUGACUUUAAAACAUUCUUAGGAAUAUAUUUACUAGUUGUACAACUUUAGAACAGUCUUUUAGAGCGUUGUCUUUAUAUUAACAAAAUGAAAAGCUCCCGCCCGACGUGUGUGACCCAACACAUCUUCUUCUUUGCUACAGUUGAUGGUAAUUACGGCAACUGGUCAUUCAACAGUUCUUGUUCUGUAACUUGUGGUGAAGGUUUUGAAACAUGGUCACGAGAAUGUAACAAUCCUAAAUCAAAGUAUGAUGGAAGGAACUGCAAUCAUCUAGGAGAACCUGUUGAGUACCGACCGUGUACUAAGAAGCCUUGCGUUGGUAAUUAUACUAUUUCUUUACCGUUAACCUUGGAGUAAAGACCAAGAAAUAUAAGCCCAAGGCUUUAUGUGUACAACUUAACUAAUGUAAUCGUUCUUAUUUCUAUUCAUGGUGGAUAGCUCUAUCAGUUUUAAGCUGUUCUAUGGGGAAAUUGAAUCUAGUGUAUCAUUUUUUUUAAUGUUUAAUUUCACAGUUAACGGUGGCUACAGUAGCUGGAAUUUAAGCAGUCAAUGUAACGUUACUUGUGGACAAGGUGAAGAAAUAUGGCGACGUUCAUGUAACAAUCCUACUCCGAAGAAUGGAGGUCGAAAUUGCACUGUGUUGGGAAAGGAUGUUGAAUAUCGAAUUUGUAAAAGACCUUGUCCAGGUAUGUUUCUUUAUGUGUUCUUUUCUUCUUCGUCUUGAUCUCUGUGGGGGUUGUCCGCUUUGGUAUGUUGAUUGCCGUCAUAUAUCCUUAAACACUAUCCCUCCAUCUCAUCAUUUCCUCCCUUCUGUUUGUCGUGAAAUAAAUGUACAUGUACAUGUUGUAUUUAAUAUAUUAAAUACAACAUGUACUAUGGUAACCUUUUUCUUCCUCGUUAAUUAACUUGCAUGUGUAAGUGAGAGUUUUAACCUUUGAAUCGUUUUAGUUGAUGGUAACUAUAGCAACUGGACUACAUUAUCAGCAUGCAGUGUGACUUGUGGUGUUGGGUACCAGAUGUGGUUCCGGACAUGUGAUAAUCCACCUCCCAAAUAUGGUGGAGAAGACUGUUCCAAAUAUGGUAAAGACAGAGACAGUAGGCCUUGCCACACGGAGCCUUGUCCAGGUUAG